GAGAGCCGAGAGAAUUAGCGUCAAAUGGCCGAAUCGAACCCAACAGAAUCAGCUCUACUAGCUUCAAAAAUAUGCAAUCAGAUAAGCUCCGUCUUCUCCACAAAAUCCCCAAAUCCAGCAGCAUUAGACGUGUUGGUGCAAGAAAUCGCAGAUGCUGCUAACCGCAACGGCCGAAUAUUCAUAUACGGCGUGGGCCAUGAAAGAUUGAUGUUGAAAGCCCUAUCCAUGAGGCUUUUCCAUCUCGGUUUAUUAGCAGACUGCGUCUUCGACAUGAACACUCCUCCAAUUGGUCCCUCCGACCUCCUAAUAUCCUUCGCCGGUUCAGGUGGUUUCUCCACCGUCGAUGCGAUCUGCGGAGUGGCCAAAUCUAACGGCGCUCGUGUAUUGUUGCUAACAGCUCAUCCUGAUUCGGGAUCUUCAAUGAAGUACGCGAGUGUUGUAGCUUAUAUUCCGGCUCAGACGAUGGCAGAUGAUAAUGUCGGUGACGGAGAGAAGGAACGACCGCUGCUUCUGAUGGGGAGUGUAUAUGAAGGAGCGAUGUUUGUGCUGUUUGAGAUGGUUGUUUUCAAAUUGGGUGAAAUAUUGAAGCAGAGUCCUGGAGAUGUAAGAGCACGCCAUACCAAUUUGGAGUAAGCAGAAGUUAAAACAUUUU
Messenger RNA from Solanum stenotomum, 652 nucleotides. RefSeq lists its product as uncharacterized. The transcript is spliced from 2 exons. Gene Ontology annotation, molecular function: isomerase activity; carbohydrate derivative binding. Bases 25 to 633 code for a protein of 202 amino acids. The record is from RefSeq and is a predicted model, not a curated record. Gene Ontology annotation, biological process: carbohydrate derivative metabolic process. NCBI's taxonomy places the organism in Eukaryota, Viridiplantae, Streptophyta, Magnoliopsida, Solanales, Solanaceae.